This is a messenger RNA of Neurospora hispaniola, 735 nucleotides long. RefSeq names its product clathrin light chain. Gene Ontology annotation, molecular function: clathrin heavy chain binding; structural molecule activity. Lineage: Eukaryota; Fungi; Ascomycota; Sordariomycetes; Sordariales; Sordariaceae. Gene Ontology annotation, cellular component: plasma membrane; clathrin coat of coated pit; clathrin coat of trans-Golgi network vesicle. The transcript is spliced from 3 exons. The record is from RefSeq and is a predicted model, not a curated record. Gene Ontology annotation, biological process: intracellular protein transport; clathrin-dependent endocytosis. The coding region runs from base 1 to 735 and encodes 244 amino acids.
AUGGCUGACAGAUUCCCCUCGCUGGAGGAGUUCGACUCCGGCGCCCAGACCGAGAUCAAGGAGGGCUCUGGAAGCCCCUCGGCCACCAACUUCCUCGAGCGUGAGAAGGCGCUUCUCGGCGACGAUGCCAACCAAUUUGCGACAGUUGAGGAUGCUGGUUUCGACGAUGACAACGACCUCCUAGGGGGUGGCCUUGACUCCUCCGCUGGCGCCGGCGCCGGCCUUGAGACUAGCGCUGCUUUCGAGAGCCAGUUCCCCGACCUUUCCGCAGGCAACGAGUCUGUUGCGCCAGGCGGUACCAUCACUGGCGCCGGUCCUUCCGUCACCUACAACUCUGGAUAUGCGCCAUACGCCCAGGAGGAGCAAGAGCCCGAGGUGAUUAGAGAGUGGCGCGAGAAGCGUGAUGCGAAGCUUGCCAAGCGGGCGGAGCAGUUCGCCGCCCAGAGAGCCGAGACCAUCGCGGAGGCGCAGAAGAACAUUGACGAAUUCUACGAGAACUACAACAACAAGAAGGAGAAGGCCAUUGGGCAGACCCGCAAGGAGGCCGAGGAGUUCCUUGCCAGCCGCGAGGACACCACAUCGGGAGGCACGAGCUGGGAGCGCAUUGCCAAGCUGGUUGACGUUAGCGGCAAGGGAGCUAAGGGCGGUGCUGCUGGUUCCGGCAAGGAGCGUUUCCGUGAGCUCCUGAUAAGCCUAAAGAAGGACGAAAAGGCCCCCGGUGCCUCGGGAAUUUAA